AUGUCUGGAGCAAGGUUACCACCGAGUAAUGCGUUCUCGGUUGGUCAACAGCAACCAUACCUCAACCACGACGCCGGAAACCAUUUUCUUCCUUCGCCGAACCAUGGUGCAUUUGUGCAGCAAGAGAAAAAAGGAAUAGGCCAGGAAGCUCAUAAUACAGCUAGUUUGAACAGUCAAUCUCAGAGAAUAUCUCAAGAGGUGAAUCCGACCAUGAGAGGUGAGGAAAUUCGUAAUGACAGAUUGGGUUACAAGCAAAUUAUGUCACCCUCUCGUCAAGAUGUUAAUUUCAGCCUUGAUUUUUGUUAUGUAUUCUUUCCAUUUCACCUUCGAAGACAGAGAAAUAUUCGGAAAUUUUAUCCAACUAGAGAAUCGCAGUUAAAUUGAUUUCGUGGGACUUUCUCAUUUAUUAUGGCGUCAUCGGUUUAUGAUAGCAGGUUUCUCGCUGUCGUGGUAUCGACGUACUUGUACCGGUAUUUUUUUCCUCCUGUGUUUACCUUGUAUAAUUUAAGCUUACAACUCUGAAUUAUUCAAGUCAGCGUAUAGUUUUGCAAGUGUAAACUGUGGCUUAAGCUGGCGUAAUAUACCAGGUUUGUUCAGCCAAACAAGCUUUGUUGCGGGAAGUCUUCUGCUCGUAAAAUACAUGUAAAAAUACACUUUGAAAACGAGACUUUAAUUUCCAGAUUGCUCAUUCUUAAAAGUUUGUACAGUGCACUGUAAUUUAUCAUCAAUGGUAAUGUAUCGUUAAAAUUUACUGUUUGUUUGGUUUUCACUUAUUUGAACUAAAUUAGUAUAGACAUUAAUGUGCUAAGUUUGCAGUUAUAGAACCAAUUUCACCUAUUUGGAGAACAACUACAAGUACGAGAUUUGACUUUACGUUUUUUCACGUCUACUGAAAAACUAAACACCUCGGAAAGCUUCACCAUACUUUUUUCACCAGAAAAGUUAGCACUGUUAUCUUUAUUGAAGGAGGUUAAGCCCUCUACUGGUCACAAAAUGACAAAACCUUUAACAUUUGAUAACUUGUUUCCAACACCACGUCUUUCUCGCAAAAACAUGUACUAGAAUAACAAUGGUUAUCAUAUUUUCCAGCCAAAAUGAUGCUGCUUCAUGUGCGUGCGCCGCUGAUUAUUGAGAAAAUCCCGUACUCGUAGUUGUACUUGUUUUAGAAUCUAGAGCUCUCUAAUAAUGCUAGUUGAUGGUACAUGUACAGCAGAAUCCCAAUUUCUCAAACCUGUUGGUUUUUGGUGUUCCCGAUGAUUUGAACCAUCUUAUAACUUCCCUUGAGCAGUCAAACACUGUAAUUUUACCCCCAAUUUUUCAAACCCCUUGAUAAUUUGAACCAAUUUACCUUUCCCAGGGUGCUUUGAAAAUUUAGGAUUCCACUGUAAUUUCAACUAGCACAACCUUUAGGCCAUCAGCUGUCAUAGACUAUCAUCAACUACCACACACUUUGACCACUUUCAGGGUUGUCACUAAGAUUUCAAGUUGCCGGGUAAAUACAACAAGUAGGCGGGGAAUCAAAUAUAUAGGGAUUUCUUUUGGUUCUAUUUUUCUUCUAUUUUCCAAUAAAAGUAGCCGGGGGCCACUCUCUUAGUAGCCGGGGAAAAUCCCCGGCCCCCGGCUCUUAAUGACAACCCUGACUUUUCAGUUUGUCAUGGUGGCUGGUACUUUUUCGUUCCGUAUUCUCAUUAUAGUGACUGUUUUUAGCUAGCUGUUUCUGCUUUGAGUUGACUGGCUCAAACUUUGUUAGCAAUCAACUUCAAGGUUGUUGAUUGUCCCUAAGACCAAAACAAUAAAAGGUCUUUUCAAGUGACCAGGAAAGUUUCAUUUGAUGGAAGCAUCCCUUCUUCUGGUUCCUAGCUACUACUGAAUCAAGGACUAAAAGUACAUCUAUAAUACACUGCCAUGAAAAUGAAUAUCACAAGUCAUGAUAAUAAAUUAUAGUUAAUGAUAGCUUAACCUCUUAUCAGCAAAGAACUACAACUGUAUCAUGACUAUUUGGCUUGGCUAGCUGUGAAACAGGGGUACACUUCUUGACCAUCUGGCUCUUGAACUUUUGUAGAAAUCCUGAGCUUGCGCAUGUGUGUUGGCUUUGCAUUGCUGAUGAGAUCUAACAUACAUGUAUCUUUGGUUGCUAACACUCAGGCUCACAUUGCUACACGUAUAUUGUCCAGUAUUUCAAGAAGUAAUGCCAGCUAUAUUAUGAACAUACUCAUUGUGAACAUUUUCAGAAUCUAAAACAAUGGCUAUAUUUGUAAAUUACACUCGUAAAAGUUUUUUUAAAAAAUUGACGACAACAGUAGUUUCUACCCAAGCCUUACCCAGGGCUGUCACUAAGAUUUCAAGUUGCCAGGUAAAUACAACAAGUAGGCUAGGCAGGGAAUCAAACAGUUAGGGAUUUCUUUUGGUUCUAUUUUUCUUCUAUUUUCCUAUGAAAGUAGCUGGAGGCCAUGUGCAGAGUAGCCAGGGGAAAUCCCUGGCCCCCGGAUCUUAUUGACAGCCCUGCAUACCUUCUCUUUUGACAUGCAGAUGGACCUUUGGACAUCAGAAAAGUAGUUCUGUAUUUCGUGGCUAUUUCAAAAGACAGUAAAUUAUAAUAAAUUAUGAAUAAUUGUGACCUAUUUGGGCAACAAAGCAACUGCUCCUAAUUUAACAUGUCUGUGUAAAGUGGGUGUCUAGUGCCUUGGGUUCGACUGCUUACGCAUGAUGGCACUAGAGAUGAUCUUUGUCUUCUUUUGAACUGAUCCAAUUUCCUUUGAUUCUCAGGAUACCCAGGCUCACCACCAACUGGACAACAACAGCAGCAGCGCAUGUACCAAGCUGCACCUCCUCAGUCGAUGAAUAACUCCUCCCUUAAUCCAUCUCCAUCAGCCACACCACCAAGGCGAAGUCCAGUCAAUCAACAAUCUGGUGAGUAAACACAGAUCUUUUUAUAUGUACUUGUUUGUGUAAAGCAUGUCUUUCUGUAAACCAGCUCUUCACAAAGACAGUAUUGUCACCUUCUUCAAUGUAGAUGCGAAAGGGCAGAGCCCUUUACAGAAGGGCCUGUUCUAUAGUGGUAGCGAUUGUGUAAACUUUGGCAUUUUUGGGACCAGAAAAACUAUCUGUGUUAGGGAGGUGGCAGUGUUAUAGAUGUGUCCUUCAGGGUAUUAAAGGAUAUUACGUUCUGCCAUAGCGAAUAAUCAUAAAGAGCUAUAUAAAGGUUGGAGAGGUUCCCUUUUUUGUGUCCCUUUUGAGUUUUGAAAUUUUGUACAAUCAAAAAUUAUAUGUGCAAAAUGUUUGAUUUUUUCAGGUUAGAGGUCGGUCAUCAUUUUGAAUGAAAAACUUACAACGUUCCAUCUGUUACGUUGAAUUUUGUAAAACGUGUUAAAUACUCCAAUUUUUUCAUUCACCUAUUCUUUCUUACCUUGCUUAAAUUAUAAUGAUGUUUUUGUCAUUAUUUUGCCACAAUUUCUGUUGUUUUAGGGCUUUCUGGUUUCCCCUCAGCGGCUGCCCGACCUCCUGCAUCUCAAGCAGUUGUUAAUGGUCCAGUUACAGGGUUCACACCAUCACCUCAGGGACAUCAUCAAAUGGAGCUGCGGUCUACUGCAAAUACAAACCCAUCAACUUUUCCAACACAGGCUUCUCAGAGACUUUCAGCACCAUUGUCACCUGGGGCUGCGCUAGUAAAUGGGCUCUCCUCACAAGCUCCUGUCAGUAAGUUUGUUUCCCCACCCACAAGUAACGUUCAGGCUGGGUCAGCGUUUACUCCUGUAACAUCCUCUUAUCCCAACCAACCAUUGCCUCAUUCGUCGUCUGGAUCAACCCUCCCAGGUCAACAACAGCCUGGAUUUCCUGUACAGGGACAGACAAACAUGCAUCAGGGUCAACUUGGGCAGACAACAAGUUACACAGGACAAGCUAGAGGUUUACCUUUAGACACAGCUGGUCUGUCUCCUCAGGGAAACCAAACAUUUGCGCCUCAAGAAACCCAAUCAUUUUCAGCUCUUCAUUCUAACAAACCCAAGAGGCCUGUGAUGCCAGGCAACUCAGGAACAGGUUAUCCUGGACAACGUGGUAGCCCAUCUCCAAGGUCCACUCCCCCUCCCCCUGUAGGUCCACCUGGUUCAUUGGUGUCCCAGGGAUCAACUCCACCUCCUCCAUCAAAUUUACCAGUAUCCACCAUGCCUCAAACCUCUUACAGUGGUCUAGCAUCAGGUUAUCCCCCAGUGGGACAAGACUCUCAAGCUGGGACAAGGCCUAUAUCUUCACAACGAAGAAUGUAUCCUGCUCAGGUAUACCUUAAAUAAGGGUGUAAUGAUUCAUAUUCCUUGCAAUUUAAUUUGAUGUUGCUUUUUUCCUUUCAAUUUCAAUUUGAUCUUGUAAAUGUUUCUCAUUAAUUUCUUAUAACAUAAUGCGUAAUGUAAACAACAUGCAACCUAAACCCUCAAUUAGAGAAUAGUAACAGGGACAGGAGGAUUCACGGUCACUUGGUUAUUUGUCGCCAUGUUUGAAAACCAGACAAAGAGCAUGUUGCCCAUGGUUUGCCUUAUUUGGAAAUUCUCAAGGGGUGGUUGAAGGACAGCAUUUUUUACCAGGCAACACAAAAUGGCACACAAACUGCAAUCAUCUUUGCAUGUUUAUCAGAAAGACACAUUUUAAAGUGAUCUGGAUUCUGAUUUUACCAUAUAAUAACUCACCAGGGGCACUCUGGAAAAGGUAUGCAAAAAUUGAACCAAAAUUGAAACGUGUAAGCAAAGAAUAGUGAAUCGAACCGAAAGGUCAUAAUUGCGGUUAAUUGAGGAUUUGAUUAAUCAUUACACCACUAACCUUAAAUUAAAAAAAAAGAGAUUAUUAAUACAACAGAGCCUUUUCACAUGUGGUGAGAAGUUAUGCAAAUUUAUUGGAACAAAAGAAAGUUUUUACAUAAGAAAAAGGUUUAACUCCCAAGGAUUGGUUUGGAACACCAACGUGGCUUCCAUUUCAUUGUUUUGGGACAACAAUAUGGUGUCACGUGAAAACCCUCUAUACUAACUUGAACACUUCAAGAUGUAACUCCAAGUUUGAGGAAAGAGGCUAAAAUAAUAGAAUGAUGUAAGUUGACACAUGGAAAAGAAAAAUGAAAGAGAGCAUAGUACAAGUACAAGUACAUACAAAUAACAAAAUUUCUUAGUUUUCUAAUACCAAAUGUGUCAUUAUUUUAAAAGCCUUUUUGAUAUAGUGAUUAUUUUUCCUCCUAGUCUGUACCACCCUCCAUGCCUGGUAUUCCAGCUGGAAUGAUGAACGUUCCUGGUCAAACAAGCCAGACUUAUCCUGGACAGAUGCCUGCUAUGGCUCAGCAACCUACUGUAAGUGCUUUUUGAAUAAAAUGCACUUUAUUGAAUGUAAAUGUAUUUAACAUGAAAGUACUAACUGGGGACACUAGUUUUGUCUCCAGCCAGAGACAGGACCACCAUUUUAUGUGGUCAUCUGAGCCAUGCGAAGGUCUAAGCUGCUUGCAGGACAAAGAAAGUACCUUCAUUUCUCAGAGAUUUUAGUAUUUGUCUGGCCCGGGGAAUCAAACCUGUGACCUCCUGCUCUGCAGUAAAGCUCUCUACUGACUGAGCUAAUCCUGCCGUGGUAUAUCAGGGGCAAAAAACAGAAAGUGUUUUAAGACAGGAAUGUUUAAUUGACCAUUAACUUUAUAUCAGUUAAGCCUUAAGCGGUCAGUUUCCUGGGUCCCUUGGGACAAAAUUGUAUAUAAAUCACUGAAAAAAAGAACCUUAUUAGGCAGUCACUUCUCCCCUCCAUGAGGUCAUGGUUGGCGGCUUAAUGGAGGGUUUUACCGUUAUUUUUUGUAUCUGCCUGGAAAGUCAUUCUCACAGAUAACUUAGGGUACACCACAAGCGUAGAAACUUGAUUUUGAAAAAUUCAAAGUACUUGCCAAACAUUCACAAUCAUAACUGUUAUUCAGUGAACAUACAUGUUAUCAAAACUCUGCACAAUGGUCAUGAAUUCAAAUCAUUUGAUAGACAGAAGAGUGAACACGCAGUUUUACUUCGUGCAUGUAACUUAGAAAUUCUAUAAGAUUAUGAAUGUUUCAAGCUUCUCUUAAUUAUAAUAAUGUAUUUGAAGUAUGUGGUUGAGUAGGUCUGCAGGACUUGGCUGAUCCACUUCGAUAAUACUCUGACAGAGUUUUUAAGCACUGUAUGUUGCAAGAUCCAGCUUUUAUUCAUGCUGAUUUUGGUAACACUCUUAUGAACUUUACAAUUUGAUUGGGUAUUAUUGACGUUGUAAUUGCUUUAUUUGUUCCCCAACAGAUUUCACAAACUGGUAUCCUAAAGAAUGGGUUUUUUUAAAUUGACUGUGACGUGUUUUUAUAGAGUGUUUCAUGAAAUUAUUUUAAUGACUUUGUUUUCAGGGUCCAAGCCUCUCUCAGUUUCCUUCAUCUGGUGGAAUGGGUUUGGAAGGCCCCAUGGGACGACUUACAGUCCAGGUACAGUGAAUACUCUGCAAUAAUAGUGCUUUAUUAUCAAAGAUAAUCAGAUCAGUGUUAUCAGCAAAUUCUAAAACUCAAGUGAAAAAUCAUAUAUUGCAGCAUGUACAAUGAACUGCACCACACUAAAAUACAAUGUCCAUGAAUUUUUAAUUAACAUUCAUUUGAUUGAUCACACUGUCUUUUAAUAAAUAUAGGAUUUCAUUCACAGUGACAUGCUAUUCAAGGUCAGAAAUUGCAUGCUACUUUUGGUUUGAUUUGUUUGUUUGUUUGAUUUUUCACAUUGUAACAGUCAUCUGUCAUUCAACCUAUCAAUCUUCUGGAACAGAGACAUGUCCUUCCCACAACCCCAAUUGAACACCCAACACCUAACUUACCACAGGUAAGUGGAUGGUUCUUUCUACCUGCCUAAGUUUUUAACUGCAUAUUGUUGAUAAAGAGCAGGGCCAGAAUCAGUGCAAUGUUAAAGUUAUUACAAGGUAUUGUCUUUAUUAAUAAUACUGUGAGAGUAUUAAGACAAGACAAGACAAGACGAGACAAAAGAAGACAUUUGUUAUCAUAAUAUUGCAAGUUCCAUUUCUUGGCACACAGUUAGCAAAAAAACGCUGGACGAGGCGUGCCUAAUUAAUUCUAUUACAAAUCAGAUAUCACAGAUAAUAAGUAAAAAGCAAAGAAAAAGAAAAGAAGAAACAUGUGUAAUAAAUUCAAAAGCAAGAAAGACAAAUCUGUUUAAUGCAACCUGUGAAAGAAGCUAAGGUUUAGGAUUUCGUGAUUUUAUUUCUCGUGUUAUCAUGGUUUCAUCAAGGUAAUAAUCUUUGUCUUUUAAUAUUUCAGUAAUAGUACACUAAUAAUAAAUUGUACUGUUAACAGCAGUUUUUCAAGCUCAAUGGUUAUGCUUUUCAAAGUCGCCUUUUGGUGAUCUAAAAUUACAUGUAUAGGGUUGUUACUGGAUUUUUUUUUUUGUCUGAAAAAAGACAAAUGUUAGUUAAGAAGGUUUGUGUGUGCAGACAUGUCUUUCUUGACUGUAUCGCGGGUUUGCAUAUCUGUCUUGAAUUCUCCCAACAUCUUCUCAUGUUUAUAUCAGGCUAUGCAAACACAGUUCUAAAAGGUUUUAUAUGUAGAAAAUAAAACAGUCAAGAGGGAUGUCUUUUUAUUAGUAACAAUCUUAAUCUAUUGUUAAUGAAGUUGUCAUUGUAUUUGUUAGUUGGUUUGGUUUCUUUUAUGUAAUUCUUCUAUACUUCCUCUUUUCUUUUCAGGAUAUUCGUAAGAAGAACUGUGACGCAAGGUAAUAUUCAUUUUUUUCUUUUGAUUGCACUUACUUCUCAUGUUGUUAUUGAAACCAAGUGAUAGGAGUUUGCUGUCAAUAACAAAUACACUGUCUUCAGAGCUUUCUUUAACCUUUACUUACUUUUGUGUUUUGCUUUUUUGGUGACCUGGUAAUGGUAGAUGCGAAACUUUUUAUUUGAGACACAUCAAUAUUAUUAGGGUGUGCCUUGUCUAACAUAGUUCGAGAUCAAACCAGGGCAUCUGUAUUCAAAAGCCCCUGAUUUACCCUCAUUCAACAUGACCUUUCCUAGGCUGGGUGUUUGGACAUAAUAGCACUUCUUUAUUAUUAAAAGUACAACUGGUCAAUCUGCCUUGCUGCAAUGAAUUGUCACUAAGGACUCAUCUAUUCACUGUACACGUACUUAUGACAUUUUGGUCUGUUGUUUAGACUGUGACUCAUUCUUUUUUUUGUUUCUUUGUUUGAUUUUAUAGUGUACUUUGCUGUACAUUGAAUGCUGUUCCUGAAACCAAAAGCCUUUUAACAAAAUCUAAGCUGCCAUUAGGAAUUCAUCUUCAUCCGUUUAAGGAUUUGCAGGUCAGUUCCACAGUGAAAGGAAUGCUAUGAAUUGUAACAACAAAUGAAGUUAUACUUUUUGCUAAUAUGUGAAGAGUUUCACAAGCAAACGGUAACUUGUUUUGAUAAAGUUCCUUCAGAAUCUUUUAAUUUGUUUGAUUACAACAACCUAUGAAAUUAAAAAAAAAACAUAUUUAACUUCCUGAGGGAAAUAAUGCAUUUUCAUAAUUAUAACGAGGUGGCAUGGCUUAGUGGUUAGUGCAGUGGGCUUGUAAUGCACCUAUCAAUGUAACGCCGGCAGGGGGGAGGCAGAGCAUAGGGUGGGGAUUUGACUUUUUUCAAAAAUUUUCAAUCAAAUUCCCUGCCCACGGGCAAAUUAUUCCAGUCAAAUGCAACCAAAUUUCCCCACCCCAGGCUGCACAUUGCUGUCCAUCCCAAGGCAGAACCUAAGAAAGGCACAAUAAAAAUAUCUCUGAAUAAAACUCUGCAAUCUUUUAUAAACGUUGCUGCAUCACCAAAGAUACAUGUUCCUGUUACAGCUGCAAUUAUACGUUUUAACCAUAAUCCGUGUUACACUGCGUAGAAUACAUAAACCUUUAGGAGAAAGUCCACAUUUUGUAAGUCUAAAUGUACCGUUCUUAGUAAAGGGUACAAAGAAAGUCAGUUUUAUAAGUUUACAGGGAUUGUAGCGAAUGAGCCAUACACUAAUCAAUUGUACUUGCAAAAAUCGACUCGGUUUCUCUUUACUUCCGCUUGCUUUGAUACCACAGUAUAUUAAGAGGUUCAAUUGAUCAAAAACACGCUAAAACAAACGAAAUUUGAAGACAAAACAGUGAAAUCCAUUCAGCCUUCACUUGCUCUCAUUGGCCUCCAUGACUUCCUGAUCUUUUCAAACCGUAUGAUGCAUGCGUGAAGCGUGGAAGCGGGAAACGUAUGUUCGGUCUAAGUCUUUUUCGUCCGAGUCGGCAGUCAAAUAUCUCCACGUCGGGCGAAGAAAGAUUCAAAUAUCCCAUCCCCCGGGAGAAUAAGAUAAGUCAAAUGCCCUACCCCAGGGACAACAAAGACAAUCAAAUCCCCACCCUAUGCCCUGCUCCCCCCCCCCCCCCCCCACCUGCUUUUCAUUGAUAGGUGCAUAAUUCAGAGGCCCUGAGGUUAAAAGGUUUAAGUCCCAUCCUGACUGCCAGCUGGAUUUGUUCUCUGGUAGUCCUGAGUUCAAAUCCUUGGCUAUGCUUGUAAAUAGCCAACUGGUUUGCCUCUGGCCAGUUGGGAAUCUUAAUCAUUUUAUGUUCCAUUUAACCCAUUCGCUCCUGGAGAUUUUGCCCAAAAACGCGUUUUGAAGCUAGUCGAGUGGUUUUCUGGUCACUGUCGUGCCAUAAAGAGCUAAAACUUACCACAAACCGGUUUACAGGUGGUACACUUGGCGGCCUUCUGAUCCAGAUGCAAAAUAUCAGCUUGCGAAGUUCGGGCAUGCGCAGAAAGCAAAAUUUCGAGAUAGUUUUUGGGUUUAAAAGUGACACAGCAGUCUUGACUUUUACUUUUCGCUUUCUCUCCUCCCUUCUUUUUUCGCUUUUCUUGCCUCAUUUUUUUUUUCUCUUGCUGGGCAUUUAGUAGGCUUCAUUUUGGGGGAAAGAGUUUUGAGGAAAGCUUUUAGGAUCUUAGGAUUAGGUGAAAGGAAAGGUAGGUGGGUAAUGGAACAAGAUUUUCAUGGAGAUUUUCAGGUCCUUGUCACGUGGUUUUUUGCUUCUUUCUCCGGUGUCCUUGACUGAAUUGUGCUCAUUCUGGUAUGGUUUGAAAGAACUCUUCACUCUGCACAAGUUAGCGAAGAAAGUUGUCCUUGACCGUUAAAACUGAUGACGUCACAAAGGGUAGAAAGGAACUGGAUCCGCACGGGCAGUUCCGGGCGGUUCAGGGGCGAAUGGGUUAAAUAAUUGUUUCAUUAUCCCUGAAAAGCCCUAAGAGGAGAGAGGUAAAGUAUUAUUAUUAUUGUUUUUAUUAUUAUUAUUAUUAUUAUUAUUAUUAUUAUUAUUAUUAUUAUGACAUAACUCAAACUGUGAUUUAAAUAAAUACAAAAUUGGCUCACCUGUCUGUGUACUUGUGAAUGUACAGUGUACAUGCAUAUCUGUUAUAGGUUAAAAUUAUAUUCAGGUUAAGAAUUUUCAACCUAGUUCAGUUCUCAUUUUUUUUAAUCUCCUAGCCCUACUUCAUGAAUAAAUUAUAAGGAUUAGAAGACAUGUUGCAUUUGGAACAUAUUAGAAGUCUUAAUGUUGUGUUUCCACAGAAUCUUCCAGUUAUACAUUCCUCUGUUAUAACAAGAUGCCGUUCCUGUAGAACCUAUAUAAAUCCUUUUGUGACUUUCACGGAUUCCAGAAGAUGGAGAUGCCCGAUGUGUUUUAGAGUAAAUGAAGGUAUGUCAUUGCAAGACCUAUCUUAUCCCUUGAACAUCUUGAAUGGAGCAGUACAUACUGCAAGUUCCUCUGUUUGAUCUUAUAUUAUUAUGAUAUCAAACAAAUGACCUGAAAAAAAGAAAAAAAAACGUGUUGCCAUGUGUACAGUGAAUUCCCUAUCCUAGCAGACAAGAGCAAAUACCUUUUUGUUUUUGCACUGUAAAUCCAAGAACAGAUUCUUGGAUAGUAAGCUUUAUAAUGUGGUUAGUAAAAUUGUUUAUCUGCAAAUCCUUUGGGUUAGUAACUGUUAUCUAAAAACUUGAAUUUAAGACCUGCUUUCUGUAUAAUUAUUAUUGUUUUGUAGUUCCAGAGGAAUUCUGUUUUGAUCCUACAACAAGGCAGUAUGGAGAUCCAUCCAAAAGACCUGAAGUUAGGACUGCAACUGUAGAGUUUAUAGCACCUUCAGAAUAUAUGGUAAGCAGAUAAAAUCUAGUCCCUGAGACUACUGCCCACUGAGUAUGUCAUUUGUAAAUGAAACCAAAAUACUUUUUUACCGUAAUGUAUGACGAGCUAUCAUUUCCUUUGCCUGGGAUAUUUUUUGAGGACACUUGAAAAUACAGCUGUAUUUCCCAUUAUUACAUAUAAUCCAAAAUAAUAGAACUUUUAUAUCAUAUGUGCUGUGUGCACCCCCCCCCCACCCUCUCUAUGAAGGGCAUACAUUCUAGCUCCCAACUUGGUAAAGUAAGGCCACAUUAAGUUUAUUUUCAAGCCUGGAUACAAUUAAAAAUUAAUAUUUGGCUUUUCAAGAGGUUUGACAGACUAAUCACUGAAUACUAUUUUUUUUAAUGUGUUGUGUUUGUUUUCAGCUGCGUCCCCCUCAGCCAGCGGUCUUCCUGUUUGUUUUGGAUGUUUCUUUCAAUGCUUUAGAGACAGGUACAUUCAUGGUUCUCAGCAGUCAAUAGCACUGAUAUUGGGCUAUGACAACUUACUUUUUACCAUACUAUGCUAACUAAACAGUAUGUUUUUGUUGAUUAAUCUUUUUCUCUCUGUGAAUUGGAAUGCGUAAAAAACAGGGUACAGUGUAUCUGAUUGUUCUGAAUUCACAGCCUAUCAAAUUUUCUUUUAAAUGUUUUGAAAAGGACAUUAUUAAUACGAGUUAAAAGACCCUGGUGGUUAUGUGGAAAAAAUGCAGAAGCAGAAAUUUAACCUACAACUUUUUUGUAAAAUAUUUAUUAUUAAUAAUUGAAACUCAAUAUGGACAUUACAUGAAUAAAGAAAGGCAUUGAUCCAUUCUAGACUGUUUUAGGGGGUGUUUUAUGUUGUAGUUAAUUUUUUAUCUCAGGUAAUUUUCAUAUUUCUUCUUUUUUCAACUUCAUUAGCAUACAUUACUAUACCACAAAACAAAAGAAAAACAAAAAUAAUUACCUGAGAUAAAAAGUUAACUACAACAUCUGUCUUGCAGAGACCACCGGGAGACCACUACUUUACUAUUUACUGCUUAUGUUUUUCAGGUUACCUAAAUAUGUUUUGUAAAUUACUAAAAGACAACCUGGAUAAAAUGCCAGGGGACCUGAGAACACAGAUUGGAUUUAUAACAUUUAAUAGCACAGUUCACUUUUAUAGCCUAAAGGUAGGUGACUUCCACAUAACUGGCUUAUGCUAAUUAUGUUAGAUUCUUCCAUAUUGGAAGUCCUUUUCCUCUCCCUGUGCUAAUCAAGACAAUGAACUCAUCCAUUUAUUUCCUCUUCCUAUUUUUGCAGUCUAAACUUAGCCAACCUCAAAUGCAUAUCGUAUCAGAUUUAGAAGGUAUGGGCUUGCGUCAUUUUGUUUACAUGAUACAGGUAGUGCUAGUUCGUGUAUUUAUUUGUAAAAGCCAAAGCAUCGAUGUUACAUCUCCUUAUUAUAUUUUCAGAUGUUUUUCUACCUUCCCCGGAUGAUUUGCUUGUCAAUUUAAAUGAAAGCAAAGAGGUGAGCAGGACUCUACUUUAAAAUGCAAUGUUUAUCAAAGUAUCUAUUAGCUACUUAACUCAGUCACAAAGAAAUUCAUGUGAGUUUACUGUGAUGUUGAAUUGGUCAGCGGUAUGUAACUUACUGGUAGUAUCAAACUUCUAAGUUCAUGAUAUUUGGCACAGUAUAUAGGCAAGCAGCGAUAUUCCACUUAAUCAGUGAUGGUUUGGAAUGUAUACAUUAUGCACGUGCAAACAAAUGCACUUGGAUAGGACGGCAUUUGAAAGAAAUGGUUCUCUGGGAUAACAUCACAUGGUCUGAAAUGGGAAAACAAAAUAUACAAGCUAAAAGCGUCUAUUAGUACAAACAUUUUUAUCUUGCAUCUCUGCACAUAGUACUUGUUAUUGGUACUACUUUAACAAAUCAUUUUAUGGGAUUCUAAAUGAGCAUUUCCAUCACAAACACAAUAAAGCUGUUUGUGAUUGAAGGAGAUGAUUAGUACUGUACACAGAGUGAAAUGUUGACACAGUCUCUCAAUUUGGCUGUCAAAUACUUCUCUCCUGCAACUGCCACGUAAGAUGUGAAGAAGUUUUAAAAUUAUUGCCUUUCAACAAAAUCAAAGGCUCUUACUCAGGGAUUAACAGACACACUCAGAUCCUGAUUGGGAAAGUAGUUACUACUUUCCCAAUCAGGAUCUGAGUGUGUUUGUAAUAAUAUUUUUUAUCUUGUUUUUCAGCUAGUAUUACAGCUACUAGACUCUCUUCCAACAUUGUUCAGCAAGAAUCCAAAUGUGCACAGUGCCACAGGGGCAGCCAUGCAGGCAGCACUAAAGUUAAUUGUAAGUAGCCACAUCCUUCUCUUACACAUAGGCAAUUGUAAAUACAGUGGAAACUCUAUUAACAAACCUUUAUAUAACAAAGUCCUGGGUAUAAAGAACAAUGUAUACUCCGAGCCGCUGUAGUAGUAAAAUAUAUGGAAAAGAACGUCAAUACAACAAAACUUAUAUAGUGAUUCCACUGUGGUCUGGUAUUUGCCAUGUACAUUGUAGAUUAUAGUAAAAAGAGAAACCUGCCAUUGGGAGGAUAAAUGGCUCUUAUAACGACAUGCAAUGCUUGGGGCUAAGAGAGAGGUUAUUUCAUGGAGGUAUCAAGGUCACAGGUAAAUCAGGUGUCGCUAAUUUUUUCUUCGUGAAAAUGUAUUAUUUUUCUUUGCUUUUUUAAAAAUAUCAUACACUAUUACGCCCAAAAAGAAAAAAAAAUGAUAAAAAUUGAAUAGGUUAUUUGCACUAUGGUACCACUUAACUACUGUGCCACGAUCAGAAUCCUCUUUGUUAUUCCUUUCAUAUUUAAAUUUGGUAAUCCCAGUGAGGUUUGAAUAACAUUAGCACUAAUCUGCACAAGAAAGGAAAACCCUGAAGGAUUCUGGUCAAAGUAGUAAAAUGACAUCGUCAUCGUGCAAAUGCCCUAUUAAGGAUAUGUUUGAACCACAACAGACAUAAUAAUAUAAGAAGGCUUAUGUUUUUUUAGCUAUUGUGAUAAGUUAAUGUUUUUGUUUUUUUUCUCAUAUGUGAAGGGUCCUAUUGGUGGCCGUGUGACAGUGUUUCAGACAACUCUUCCUAAUAUUGGUCCAGGGGAGUUAAAAAAGAGAGAAGAUGGACAGAAAUCCAGCCCAAAGGUUGGUUACCAAGUAAUAUGCAUGUUCCACGAGACAAAGUCUCUCAAUGGUUACAAGACAAAUUAUAGUCUCUGACCUUAGGACUCUCAGCUGCCAACAGACAAGUCAACUUGUGCUCUGCAGUUAUGUUACAUGACGUACACUGUAUGCCAUAAUCUUAUUGUGGCACUCCAACAGCUGCAGCUGAUUCUAAAUCAACAGGGUUUUUUUUUUUAGCAAGAUGUUGUGUGACUUUGCAGGGUUGGCAUUAUGGACUAGUGUCUGGGGAUUUCCCCUGGCUACCAAGAACAUGACCCCAGCUAUUUUCAUAGGAAAGCUGUUUAGUUCCCGUCCCGGCAACUUAGAAACUAAGUCAUAGCUCUACUUUGAAUUGAGGCUUUUUAACCCAUUCGCUCCUGGGAACGCGUUUUGAAGCUAGUCGAGUGGUCACUGUCUGGCUAUAAAAAGCGAAACCUUGCACAAAGCCGUUUACAGGACGUACACGUCGCGGCCUUCUGAUCGGCAUCCAGAUGAAGAAAGUAAAAUUUCUCUCCUCCCCUUUUCUUUCGCUUUUCUUGUCUCGCUUUUUUUUCUUUUGCUGGGCAUUUACACUGUAGUAGGCUUCAGUUUGGAGAGGAAAGUUUCUGGGAAAGCUUUUAGGAUCUUAUGAUUAGAUUACAGGAAAGGUUGGUGAGUAGUGUAACACGAUUUUCAUGGGAAUUUUCGGGUCAUCGUUACGCGUUUUUUUUCUUUUUUUUUUGCUUUUUUCUCUGACCUCCUUUACUGAAUCGUGCUCAUUCUGGUAUGGUUUAAAAGAUCUGACUUAGACUGCAAGUAGUCUCCCAUUUUCCCUCAGGGAUAGUAGAGCGAGCGAAACGCGAGCGCGCGUGAAAAUCACCCCACGCGAGAAAAGGCGACACGCGGCGGGAAGAGAGAAAACUGAGGCCUUUUCUCGCGUGGGGUGAUUUUCACGCGCGCUUGCGUUUCGCUCGCUCUACUAUCCCUGAGGAAAAAUGGGGGACUACUCGUAGUCUAGAUCUGACUCUACACCCCGUACAAGUUGACCGUUUAAACUGAUGACUUCAUAAACGGUAGAGUGGACGUGGAUCCGCACGGGCGGUUCAGGGAUACUCGAAUUGUGGACAAGCUCCAUAGCGCAUGGCAUUUUUUGGAGUCAUGUUUAACCGCAACUUUCUCUAAGUAAAAACUUGAUUAAUUUAUGUAAAUUUAUACCUAAUGAAGAAACAUUUUCGCUUACUUCGCGUACGUAGGAUGUUCAGAAUCUGACACCAGCAACAGAUUUCUACAAGAAGUUUGCCUUGGACUGUGCUGCGGAGCAAGUAGCUGUUGACCUGUUUUUGUUGUCAGGACAAUAUGCUGACAUUGCAACAUUAAGUGAGUAUUCUGGUAAAGGAUAAAUACCUCUGUGUCGUGGUGUCUUAAUCUCUCAGGCUUCACAAAGCAGUUGCUACACAUUAUUGAAAUGUCCUUUGUUUUAAUCUUUCAGUGUGUGCCUCUAAAUAUUCUGGUGGAUCAGUGAUGUAUUACCCAGAUUUCCAUGCGGCCAGGAACCCAGCAGCAGCAGAAAAAUUUGAAAAUGAAUUUGUGUAAGUAGUGAUAAUUUUUAAAGGUUAAUGCUGUAUUCCUAUUAAAUCUUAGGAAGAUUCCUUUAAAAAGAUAUUCUUCCUUCCUUCUUUCUACAAUAAUAUACUUAUAGUUUACUCAAGCAAAAAAUAAAAUCGUGUAAUGCUAAAGCGCGACGAGAACGAAAACUCCAAAAUAAAGGGAAAAAAAGGUCUCAUUAGCAAAAAACAGCACACUUUUUUGUACAUUUCUUUGCUGUUGUUUUGCCCGACUAAAACGUGAAACUUCCUAGUUACACGUUUUACAAAGGAAAUGUCGUAUUUUUGAAGUGUCUGUUUGCCUUUUUUUUAAUCUUGGUGGCCACAGCGCUAGCGUUUCUCGUUUUCUCACCGCCGCUAUAAAAUUUUCAUGUUUUUCUUUCAACGAACUUCGUAUCCCUUGAUUUUUUUAUGUUAUGCUUUAGCUCUUUCUCUGUUAGUCACGUUAGUGUAGUAGUACUUAAGGUGACAUUUGACAUCGGCUUACAUGCAGUGGGUGGACGAACGUACGGAUGGUCACGUGAUUGUGCGGUUGUUGAAACGUUGGAUCGCGCUAUCCACUGUAUCUAAUACAGGGUCCGAAAUUAACUUUUUAAUACAGGCGCCAACUGGCGAUUAAGUAUAAAUUUUUGGUCGCCAGAGGGCAAAUUGUCGUCGCCAAAAAUUCCCCCUCCCUUUUUUCAGAUAAAAGUUUAAACACGAAUAAAAAAUGUAUGGUAUGGACGUUUUUAUGCUCAGUAAAUUGCACUACUUCCGCUCCCGAUACCAGAAAGCAACCGUAAUUGUACGAGUGACGUCUUAUUUUUUCCACAAAUCGCUUUUUGGAGAUAUAAAGCUAUUUGACCUAGAACGUAGGAACAGAAACCUGUCUGCUCAUGACUGUACUGAUCAUCAAAACUCUAUUUUCUUCUGAUAACUACCACGAAACACGUAACAUAAACACGAGUCAAGCCGCCAUGUUGCUCGUACCGGGCCACAACUUUGCCACAUCCACAAAGUACAUAACGUACUUACCGUAUUACAGCUGAAAACAACAUGGCGGCAUGGAAACGUUCAACUUGUAUUGAUCGUAGCUGUUGUGGAGGUAUUAUUACAGGAAGAUUCGUUUCACUUUUAAUUUAAAAAAUAUCAGCAGGAAAAAAAGUAAGACACCUGUUGGCAAAUAGCUUCAAUGUUUCAAUUCUUAAUCAGUUUCUCCAAACGUUAAAGUCCACAAUAACAACCAGCUUUACAAGUCGCUAGCUGGCAACCAGCUAUGAAAUUCUGGUCGCCAGGACUAAAUUUUUAGCGACAAGGAAGGCGCAAUUUCGGACCCUGAUCUAGUCUAGCGGAUAAGUAUUAGGGAAACCAAUUGUGUUAUCCACUGGAUAUAGUUUCAUGUGGUUAGCUCUAUCCAGCUUUCGAACAACUGGACUCAGGAGGUUAGGCUCCUCUGGUCACCCACGACAACAGGGGUGAACGUUAAUCUAAUUUUUUGCUUUAUCAUUUGCAGUCGUUAUCUAACAAGGAAGAUUGGAUUUGAAGCUGUCAUGAGGGUCAGGUGUACUAAAGGUAAAUUGCAAGUAAAGUUUAUGCUUAAACUCUUCGCACCCUGAUAUUUUGUUUUACCUAAAGACUUAGCAUUUCAACGUUGUCUUUCCCUCCCCUUUUUCUGUCAACAGGUCUUUCUAUUCACACGUUUCAUGGCAACUUCUUUGUACGCUCAACGGACCUAGUUUCCUUGCCAAAUGUCAGCCCUGAUAGUGGAUUCAGUAUGCAGAUUGAUAUUGAAGACUCAUUAACAGACUCUAAUAUCGCAGUGUUUCAGUCUGCACUUCUUUAUACAAGCACUAAAGGUAAUGUUGCAUCAAACAAACCGAUUGCAGUUGUACCUUCUCUUUGCACCCCAGGCUCGAUUUCCGCUGCUCUCUGGGGCCUACUUGAGAAGAGACUGUUCUGAAAAGAAGCGCGGACUCAUUUCCUGGAUGAGCCUAUUUGCACCCUUAACCACUCUCUUUACUUCAUGUCGUAAGUGAAACUUUUACUUCAAGGUGUUAGUUGAGUUACCUCGGGUACCGGCGGUUGUUUCUCGUGUGCGGGAUGCUUCGAUGUCGGCUGCAGGCGACAGAACUUCGGUCGAAGGUCGAAGCCACGAGCAGUGAAGCUUUUCGUUGGGACACUAGAAAGACUUUACUCAAAACGGAAACCGUGUGUAAAAGUCGAGUAAAGCAGUGAAUAAAAUGCAGUCCCUUGGUAAGUUAAGGGCUAAUUUUGUUUGCAGGUGAGCGGCGUAUCAGAGUGCACACACUGGCCUUACCUAUCACUAACAAGCUGGCCGAUAUAUAUGCCACAGCUGAUGUUCAAGCCAUUGCUACACUCUUGGCUAAAAUGGGUGAGUGUACUUAAUAGUUAAACGAAAGGAUCUGUUGGUUUGCACAAAUCAGCUGGAGUUUUGCCCUCUCUUUUGAAAUUAAGCUAAACUAACGCAAUGCGGCACCAUUCAGGAGCUAAUUCAUUUUUAUGUGCCAGUGAUGGGGUAUUGCAAGAGAGUCCAUCGAAAGUUUUGUGUUUGUGUUUGGUAAAUUACCGUCAGCCAUCUUUAUAUCUCUCUCAUCAGUUCCCAAACUUGCCAGUUAUCACUUAAUUUAAUUGUUUUCUGACGCACUGGAUCGCUUUUCUUGUUAUCAUUGUUACACUUUGGGUUAAGGAGGUAGAAGUAAGAAUAUGACCACAAAAAGCGCUGCUUAUACCAUUUGGAUGCGGAAUUGAACAUGCUUCCCAACGUUUUUCACCAAAUCACUAAGAACUCACUAAAAAUAACAAGACAAAUUCUCAAAACGCGUAGCGACUACCUUUAAAAAUCUAGCCUUUUUCCUGUAUCUACCUCAAAUGCCUCGGGGAAUUGUCCUUACUUUUUUUCUUGGUUCAUUUAUCAUUGAUUAAUAAAUUUGUUUUGUACCUCACUGACUGUUACAAUGUUUUUUUUCUUGUUCCGCAGCUGUUGACAGAACACUGAGUUCCUCGUUAGGCGAUGCAAGAGAGGUUAGUGCUACAUAAAUAGAACGCUUUUUAUUCAUUAGUGGCGUAGAUCAAACUCAGUAAUUAAGUUUGUAAACAAUUGAAUUCUCACGGCAAGCUAAUGAAAGAAACGCUGAAGAAUCUUCAUGAGAACAGUCACUCGGUGGCUGGUUCGACCGCGAGCGAGCCACAUACUCCGAACGAAAAUGUAAAAUGAUGCAAAUUAAUGAUAAACUGGGCCGAGUUGUUCAAAGCAGGAUUAAUAUAACCCAAGGUUAGUGCGAAAUUUGAAUUCAGAUAUGAAAGCUUAAAAAGCAAAUUCAGUUUUACUCUUUUAGCCUACAAUUUGAUGAUUGGAUGCCCUAAAAAGAAUAGAGAAAAUUAUCCUGGAAAAUGCUUUUGAACAAAAGAAAAAGAAACCCAAUCGGCCUUCGAACAACUGGGCCCUGGAGGAGAUAUUAGGAUGGAGAGAGGAAAAAUAUUUUUUCUUUGCCCUCGUUCCACACGGCUUCUCUGCUCGCCUCUCACGCGUGCUUUUAAUCUACUGUCGUUUAUGACUGUAAAAAAAUAUAAAACACUGCUCGCACCCUAGUAGUCGGGAGAAUUUCAUCUGUAAUUCUGAUACAGGUAUGCAGAACGACCUUGCACAGUAUUACAAACAGGAUCACAAAUAUAAAUAUUUAAAGCAGCUUGAACUGCGUAUUAAACAGUAUAACAGGAAAGUUUGGGAAAUAAGAUUUAGUGCUUGAAGUUUUAAGCACACUGACAGAUAACUUAUCAAGAUCCCUGUUGACAAUGAACUAUUUCACGUUGUUUGUUAGGCUCUGAUGAAUGCUUGUAUAGACACUCUUGGCGUGUACCGUACAUCAGUGGCAAAUCAACCUCAAAGCAGUGGAUUGCUAGCUCCUCAUUCCCUCAGAUUACUGCCUCUCUUUAUACUGGCCAUCAUGAAACAUGUAUGUUUUUGAACAGAUAUGUGUGUUUGUUUGUUUGUUUUCUAAUGAAAGCAUCAUCUUAUUGCGUCAUGUAUGUAGUGGGAGAAAUCAGAAGCAACACGGUGUUGCUUCUGUGGAGCUACGUUACCGUUUCAUUUAGCCCAGCAGUUUUCCAGCGUGUAGUUUGUAAGCCAUAGUAAUCUUCUCCAUUCUAAAGUAUUCUAUGAGUAAAGUAAUAUUUUGAGGUCAGUUUCCUUCUAUUUCCAGAAACGUCCGAGUCAGAGAAGCGAGUUUAAUGACAUUGAUCAAAAUUCAAACCAUUCAAGUUUCUAAAAAUCUUACUUCUUCCUUAUGCUUAGUAACAAGGAUGCAAAGACAAAAGAAGUGCUGACUUCUAGUUAUCUUAACCGUUGUUGUUGAUAUGGAAAAGUUACCCUUUCGAAGUUUUUAUUGAACGUCGAUAACCGCCAAAAUAGGAAACAAAGAUACUUGUGCUCUCUUUUGUAGUUUUCUAUUCUCAUUGACAUUUCUACCUUGCCAUUGUCAAUCCAUGCCAAUCGAAUUAGGUCGUUCAAAUUUGUUGAAUCUCUCAUAUCUGGUUUUAAUUUCCGUCCUGACAUUUUGUUUAUGCUGUUUGAUUCUUUCAGGUGGCCUUUCGUCUUGGUUCCAGCAGCCGCUUGGAUGAGCGGUGCUUUGCGAUGCAACAGUUCAAAGUGAUGCCUCUUAGCCUGGCCAUGCUGUCUGUUUAUCCCAAAAUGUACCCAAUUCACGACUUGUCAGAUGAGGUGAGCAUUGCCAUCAUGCCAGCCCACCAAAGCAUUUUGAGGGGUGGGGGACGAAGAAGGAGACAGUAUUUGCUAUAUCAUCAAGUAAAUCAUUCAAAAUUAGGUUAAGUGACUGGGUUACAGUGUGAGAGACAGAUAAAGAGAGGAAAGCCUCCAUACAGCCCACCCCAGGCAAACUUCUUCCGUUUGCAUCACUUUUUUCUUUUAUAUGCCCUGGAUUCCAUAAUUAGCUAUGGUCUAAACGAGUGGGGGAGUGGUACGACUUACGACCGCAAAGGCCCAAGAGAUCGUUUGGAGGGACAGCCGCAAGCCAUCUGUUAAAGACGCUCUCAGUCAAAGUUAUUCUGACUGAAGAUUAAGAUAUCGUGCAUCAGGGUCUUUAAAAACUCUUAAAUAGUGAAGAUAAGGUUCAUUUCUGAAAUGCAGUUUGGAAUACAGCUCUUGCAGUGCUCCACGUUUGUUGACUGCCAGGCAAUCCCUCCAAACGAUCCCAAAAAACUUUGUGGUCCCAUUUCUUGCUCAGUUUUUUACUUGUUUAGAACCUGAUGAUUUUAAAAAUGUUUUGUUUCACAGGGUGCUAUUCAAACUAAAGCAGGGCUGGUUGCAAAACCUCCUAUCUAUCACUUAUCAGGAGAAAAGCUGAGUCGGAAGGGAAUAUUCCUCAUGGACACCGGUCAUGUAAGUAUAGCAAUGGUUUGUAUCAAACACAAACAGCAAGUUAGUUUAUUUGAAAGCUUCCUCCUCAGGGCUAUUGCCUAACAGAAGACUGGAUUCUAUAGCAUCCAAGGAACCGACUUAGAGAGAUGUAGCCUGCGAAUACAGCCUUCAUGUAUCCCCGCUCCUCGCCACUUGGUAUGUUUCGCGAAGAGAGGAGAGACGGCUGUAUUCGCUGGCCAGGAAAUAAGAACCCAUUAGUUUGAUGUAAAACGAUGUGUAAACAAACCAACCUCUCAAGACAUGGGUUCUUAAUUUAGAACCGACAUUUCUUAGCUUCAUCUAUAGGCCUGCUCUAAGGCUAUUUAUAGAUAGCUUUCGCACCGCCACGAAAGCCAUACCGGAUAGGGUUUCUGUUCUCACGUAACAACGGUGAUUUCGGCGCGAUUUCUGUAGCGGAGGGAAGCUGUCUCGCGUCGAUUUCUAAAGUGGAGAGUCACAUAUCGGAUAGGUGUUCAUACUAUACUAGGUAGCUUCUCGUAUUGGCACGGUAAGAUAUCCGCUAUAGUUUAAACAUAACCUAAAUUUGCCUCAAGCAACUGAGCUUUGAUACUUCUGCUACUUUUGUUUUUAGUUUUGUUCGUGGCGGACGUGGGCCACGUGUAGACUUCCUCGAAGUCCUUCGCUUCUUAUUUCCGGUUCCGGUAGUUGGCCCCAGCGCAGCGCGAGCUCCCGCUCUCUCGCUCGCUUUUGCCGCAGAAAGCAAAAAAAAACUUCGCGCUCGUGAAAAAAUUUGACCUCGACUUGUAGGCAAGUCCAGGCCACGUGGUGGUGCAUUGCAUUACCAAAAAGUAUUCGACAAUGAGUGGAUAAAGUACUAAGAUGCAAUGUUGCAUGUUGUUUUUUCAGGCUUUCUAUAUUUGGGUAGCACGGGACGCUCCUAUUGAUGUCAUUCAAGCGCUGUUCAAUGUCCCAAAUUUUGGCAGUAUUCCAGAAAAUUUGGUAGGAAAUUUUUCUUCGUAUCACUUUUAUCUCUGACAGUUCGGUACUGAAUAGUCAGGUGCAAUCGGUGAACAUUCCUUGUAGUUAUCAGGUUGAAAUAACUUUUAUAAUCCAUGAUUGAUCGAAAAUUGCAGACUCAACAAUUUUCAGAUUUUCUUACCCACUUUUCACCGAAGUGACUCAAAGAAGGUGAUUGCUGAGUUGCAAUAUUUUGUUCUGUUGCAGGGUUCACUUCCAGUGUUAGAAAAUCCCCAGUCAGAAAGAGUAAGGACAUUUGUGGAUUACUUGCAGUCACAGAGAACGUGUCAUGCUAACAUAUAUAUUCUAAGGUAUGUUAAUUAUCGCAGAAAAAGUGGGGUUGAUUCAGGUUCCCUAGCGAGACGCGAGACGUAGCAUAAUCCCUCAAGUUACCAACCAGCAUUAAAGAAUUUUAUCAUAAAGACAUCAGCUAGACUCCUCCGCAGACUCUAACUGAGAGUCUGUAUGUAAAACUAAUUUUAUCUUCCUGGGAGGGUGGUUAAGUUGGAGGUUACAUGUAAGUGUGAAUUAUCCUUUUUAAACGCUAUGACGAUAACUGACAUCCAAGAACUAUCAUACAGACUGCAGCUACAUGCACGCUCUUAAGUGUUAUCAAGAUUGAAAAGCUAGAGCUUGCGUUGUCCAAGUCAUAAAAAGGUCGUCUGCACCUCUUUAAAUGUAAACUUAAAGAACGUGUGAGCGGUCCAACAAAAGUCCUGGAGCAAGUCAUAAAAAGGUCGUCUGCACCUCUUUAAAUGUAAACUUUAAGAACGUGUGAGCGGUCCAACAAAAGUCCUGGAGCAAGAAUGAAAACAAGUCUGUUCAGAGGCCAACUGCGUGACGUCUAAUAUGUAGCUGUCAGCGAAGAGAUAACUCCCACUUAAAAUUGGUUGUCACAGAUGUCACAAAUAAAUCUACGCCCGCAGGCACGAGCCGCUUAGUAACUUUCAUUGUAAGCUUCCUUUUGUUUGGUUAGAUAUGUUUUAACGUUAUUAAACACGAGCCAAUUUCUUUGAUAUCUUACUGUGCUUUUCUCUGCAUUUUACAGGGAGGACAGUCGAUUUAGAAUGUUGUUCCUUCAAAACCUGGUGGAUGACAGAUCAGAGUCAGUUAUGUCUUAUUACGAAUUUCUUGUCCAUCUUCAAAAGCAGAUUUCCAAAUGAGCUCUCAAAUCAAACAGCAGGUCAGGUGAUGAUUCAGACGAUGCAAAAGAAGUAAUAAAAGGGAUAAUUCCGCUCUCAACCAACUCAGGGACAAAUGAAUGGCGUCUGCAGUACUCUGGAAAUGUUCAAUGUGGACGUAGAUGAAAAAGAAAAACGUACAGAGCUGAGCCUUAGCAAAAUUAAAACGAUAGAAAGAAUAUACGGAGCAAUGCGCAAGAUCGAUUUUAUUUGUAACUCGCACAUAAAGGAUAAGGACAUUUAAAACAAAAAGAUGUUAGGUGUCUAGUUAUAGUAGCCAUAAGAAACCUGGGCAGAAAUACACAAUUUGUAGUUGCCUCGCCCACCGUAUCCUCGCGCACAGAGCUCCAACCUUUUUCUUAAAAAAUUGCAUCACGUGGCAAAUAAUGGAAAAAACUUUGGAGACAAUAACGGGUCCACCCUUAGGCCUGUUAUCAAGCUAUGGGCUUGCGAGAAUAGUUCAUUGCUAUCGGAGAUUAUAGAAACGUUUAUGGUUGGUAAAAUCGCUCGACGGGAUACGGUUCACUUUGUUUAAAAAAACACUGCCUUCUUCUCUUACUGCUUACAUUACGUCUGCGGAUGUGAAACACUCGGACUUUUUGGGGAUAGUAUGACCAAUUACGAACAAUUUGUUGGUGGAUUAUGACCAUACGGGAAAAUUAAAAGUAAACAUCGCCUGAUGAAAUACAAAGUACUAUUAAUUGGAAUAACCACCCAUUUUUCAGAGAUUUAAGCCUCGGGUUUGAAUAAUACUAUUUAUAAUGUCUGUCAAAUCUUUGUUGAAGUCGUUUCUGCUUGGUUAUCUCUGAAUCAUCCGCAGGUACCCUCAGUUUUGAUUGUGACAAUUGAAAUUACUCAUCCGAACAGCGCGCAUGCGCGAUUGUUCUUUUGUUACAAAAAGCGGAUGCUUACUGUUUUUUAAUUCUGAGGAUUUCUCUUUUUUGUUGUUGUCGUCAAAGGAGUUUAAGACUCAGAUCAAGACAGUUUUAACUGAAAUAUUGAAACUUGUUGUCACGACGUCUUCAUCAGGCGAGUGUAACCAUUUUGACGGUAGUAAGUACAGGCCUCUGUGGACUUAAUUCCUGGGUGAAUUUCUUCCUUUCUUUUUCUGUGUCGAUUCUGUUCGAACAGUUUUGCUCUGAGUCUGAAAUUCCUCUUGGCAAUAUUUUGUUUGCAGAGUAGGAAAGCAAUAGGAUUAUAUUUCUUACUCUGCAAAUGAGACAUUUUAACUACCGGUAUUUAAAUUUUCCAGAAGGCAAAUUUUGAAGUAAAGUUUAGAUUUUAAGGCACGUUUUAAUGUACGUAGCCAAAAAAAAAAACAGUUGUCGUCGUGCAAGUUGUUCAAUGAGAAGAUUUUAAUAGGACGAUUAUUUUUGCGCUUAGCUUUUUUUUGUGAAUUCGCACCGUUUCGCCAUUGGAAUAAGAUAUUAGUAAGAUUUUUAUUAAUCUUGAUUUUCAUGGUUAAAAACUGACAGUUGUCAUUGAGGUCAAUGAGCAGUGCCAGUUAGAAGUUACCCUGCGGGCAGUGGUUUCUGCGUCCGGCCAGGAGAAACCACUGCUCGCAGGGUAGCUUGACGUUAUGUCACAAAGACAAGGUUCUUUAGACGGGGGAUUAGAACUCACUGUUAACCUUUUAGUUCGAGUUCA
Messenger RNA from Porites lobata, 25119 nucleotides. The record is from the annotation of a GenBank genome assembly. NCBI's taxonomy places the organism in Eukaryota, Metazoa, Cnidaria, Anthozoa, Scleractinia, Poritidae.